Molecule: messenger RNA, 660 nt
Organism: Oryzias melastigma (Indian medaka)
Lineage: Eukaryota; Metazoa; Chordata; Actinopteri; Beloniformes; Adrianichthyidae
Gene: mettl4
Product: methyltransferase like 4
Cellular component (GO): RNA N6-methyladenosine methyltransferase complex; nucleus; cytosol
Molecular function (GO): nucleic acid binding; RNA methyltransferase activity; site-specific DNA-methyltransferase (adenine-specific) activity
Source: RefSeq, a predicted model, not a curated record
AUACAGUUCUUUGCCCUCAUCCCAGCUGAAACGGCUCCCCAUUCCCCAGCUGGCGUCUCCAAACUGCUUGGUAGUCACCUGGGUAACAAACAGGCCCAGCCACCUUCGCUUCGUGUGCGACGAGCUGUAUCCACACUGGAACGUGCAGGUCGUGGCUAAAUGGUUCUGGGUCAAGGUCACCACUUUGGGUCAGUUUGUGUUUCCUCUUGAUUCCCAGCACAAGAAGCCGUAUGAAACGCUGGUGCUGGGCAGAUAUCGGUCCUCUGCUUCCCCGAGCGUCUCAGAGAUGAAAGAAGUUCUGAUAGAAGAUAACCGCUUGAUCGUCAGCGUCCCGUCAGCUCUACACUCCCAGAAGCCCUCACUCUCUGAGGUAUUGAAGCCUUAUAUUAGGCCUGGAGCGGAGUGCUUGGAGCUGUUCGCUCGCAGUCUGCAGCCUGGAUGGACAAGCUGGGGCAACGAGGUGCUGAAAUUUCAGCACAGCAGCUACUUCACUUUGACACCUGCAGAUGAUCCGGCAGACACCUCUAAAGAGGAGGCUCCCGAUGGGCCUUCAGCUGCUCCAGCGCUCAGUUCCCCCCACCACGCCAACUAAUGACUGGUGCCAAGCGCCUUUCACAUCAGAUUCUCCCUUUGUUUUUAAUAAAGAUUCAGCACCAAAAA